This is a messenger RNA of Ochotona curzoniae (black-lipped pika), 815 nucleotides long. RefSeq names its product RAB36, member RAS oncogene family (gene RAB36). Lineage: Eukaryota; Metazoa; Chordata; Mammalia; Lagomorpha; Ochotonidae. The record is from RefSeq and is a predicted model, not a curated record. Gene Ontology annotation, molecular function: GTPase activity; GTP binding. The coding region runs from base 12 to 815 and encodes 267 amino acids. The transcript has 10 exons.
ACACGGGAACAAUGAGGUCAUCCUUGACACCCUUGGGGUUCCCUGUAAGCCGGGACCGCAUCAUCGCCAGCUUCCCUAAGUGGUACACGCCCGACGCCUGCUUGCAGCUGAAGGAGCAUUUUGAUGGGCAGGUCAGCACGGCCUGCCAGCGCCGGGACACGGGGACUGUCGGGCUCCAGCUCUCCAAGGUGGUGGUCGUCGGCGAUCUGUACGUGGGGAAGACCAGCCUCAUCCACAGGUUUUGCAAGAAUGCGUUCGACCGCGACUACAAGGCCACCAUCGGGGUGGACUUUGAAAUCGAGCGCUUCGAGAUUGCCGGAGUCCCCUACAGCCUCCAGAUCUGGGACACAGCCGGACAGGAGAAGUUCAAGUGCAUCGCGUCUGCCUACUAUCGCGGGGCCCAGGUGAUCGUCUCGGCCUUUGACCUCACCGACAUACAGACACUGGAGCACACCAGGCAAUGGCUGGAGGAUGCACUGCGGGAGAAUGAGGCGGGCUCCUGCCUGCUCUUCCUCGUGGGAACCAAGAAAGACCUCCUGUCAGGGGCGGCGUGUGAGCAGGCGGAGGCCGAGGCCGUGCACCUGGCCAGCGAGAUGCAAGCUGAAUACUGGUCGGUGUCAGCCAAGACGGGGGAGAACGUGAAGGCGUUCUUCAGCCGUGUUGCCGCCCUGGCGUUCGAGCGCUCGGUGCUGCAGGACCUGGACAAGAGGAAUGACGCCCGCCUCCAAGUCGGCGAUGGACACCUCAUCCGGAUGGAAGGAAGCUCACCCGAGACCCAGGACAGCCAGCAGCCGCCCAGUGUGGGCUGCUGUUAG